Periophthalmus magnuspinnatus is the source of this 1593-nucleotide messenger RNA. RefSeq names its product high affinity cGMP-specific 3',5'-cyclic phosphodiesterase 9A. The transcript has 14 exons. NCBI's taxonomy places the organism in Eukaryota, Metazoa, Chordata, Actinopteri, Gobiiformes, Gobiidae. The coding region runs from base 1 to 1593 and encodes 530 amino acids. Gene Ontology annotation, molecular function: 3',5'-cyclic-GMP phosphodiesterase activity. Gene Ontology annotation, biological process: cGMP catabolic process. The record is from RefSeq and is a predicted model, not a curated record.
AUGGACACCAAAAUCAUCUACUUCACUGUCAACGGACGACCUGAGCAGGCAGAGUUUCCUGUAGACUGUCCUGCCCAAGAUCUCAAAGAUCUGUUCCGUUGUGCUGCUGAGGCUGGUCCACAUGACAUUUUGAAACUAUACAACCCCAAAGGAAACAUCAUCAACAUCUCUCCCAAUCUGGAGCCCAACAGCCCCAGCUCCUGCUAUAAACUGGAAGUGGUGGCUGCCGACUACAACAGCGAGCCGUUAGGUAUCUUUAUUGAGGCGUCUUGGGGAGCGGAGCUAGCUGGUGCUCUGGGAUUUGACCUUUUGUCCAUGGAGAAAAGAUUGCAAGGCCUGGAGAAGAAGAUUCUAAUAGAAGGUGGUGAGACUCCAGCUGUCGUUUAUGAAAUGAAGAAACAAGUGGAUUCUUUCAGAGAGAAACUAGAGAGUGUGGAGCAUCUGAGCUGGUUAGGUCUGUUCAAAGACCUCUCUGAAGGAACGCACAAACCCUCUCCAUUUUACCACAAAAGAGCUCUGAGGAAAACCAGAGAGGAGUGUGAGCAUGUGCGUGAGAAGUACAUCCAGAUGAGCUCUCUGGAGGUGUCAGAGGAAGUCAGGCAGUAUCUGAAGACUCCAACGUUUGAUAACUGGCAGUGGGAGGAUGCAGAGAUCAUGGUGCUUCUCCAGCUCAUGUACACAGACCUAGACCUCAUCACCACCUUUAACAUGGAGCCGGAGGUUCUGCAGCAGUUCCUUUUUGAGGUUUACCGACGAUACAACAACAUCCCCUUCCACAACUUCAAACACUGCUUCUGCGUCACUCAAAUGAUGUACGGUCUGAUUUGGCUGACGGACCUCAGGAGUCAUAUGGACAGUAUCGACCUGCUCAUCAUGUUGACAUCUGCAGUGUGCCACGACCUUGACCACACGGGCUACAACAACGCCUACCAGAUAAAUGCCCGGACAGAACUUGCUCUUCGUUAUAACGACAUCUCUCCUCUGGAAAACCACCACUGUGCUGUAGCGUUUGAGAUCCUGGAAAAGUCAGAAUGCAACAUCUUUAGGAACGUGUCUUUGGACCAGUACAAACGGAUCAGAGAGGGCAUCAUCAAAUGCAUCCUAGCUACAGAUAUGUCCCGACACAAUGAGAUCCUCAACAAGUUCAAGUCUCUGCUUCCCACAUUUGACUUCAGCAACAAGGAUCACCGAGAUGUGUUAAUGAUGAUCCUGAUCAAAGUGAGUGACAUAUCCAACGAGGCGCGGCCCAUGGAGGUAGCUGAGCCCUGGUUGGACUGUUUGCUUCAAGAGUUUUACAAUCAGAGUGAUGUGGAGAAGUUGGAGGGGCUUCCCGUCACCCCCUUUAUGGACCGGGACAAAGUGACCAAGCCUUCGUCCCAAACUGGUUUCAUCAGAUUUGUCCUGCUUCCUCUUUUUAUCGAGCUGGCUAACCUCUUUCCUUGUCUUGAGCACCAUAUCAUAGACCCGGUGCGUAAAGCUCUAGAUUACUACACGGAGAUGGAGAAGGCUCUGGACCGCGCCAAGAGCAUUAUGAGUGCAGCCGAUAACCAGACCACAUCAGGACCAGAGACCCCCAAGACUGAGUCCAAGUGA